Messenger RNA from Drosophila mojavensis, 3184 nucleotides. RefSeq names its product probable E3 ubiquitin-protein ligase IRF2BPL (gene Pits). Gene Ontology annotation, cellular component: nucleus. Bases 764 to 2566 code for a protein of 600 amino acids. Gene Ontology annotation, biological process: regulation of transcription by RNA polymerase II. The record is from RefSeq and is a predicted model, not a curated record. The transcript is spliced from 4 exons. Gene Ontology annotation, molecular function: transcription corepressor activity. NCBI's taxonomy places the organism in Eukaryota, Metazoa, Arthropoda, Insecta, Diptera, Drosophilidae.
ACGGAAAAAAACAAAGUUUAGAAAAAUAAAUAAAUUUUUUUUUUGUAUUUUUUGCUGGCCAUGUGUGUGUGUGCAGCAGCGAAAAUCAAUAACAAAGCGCAAGACGCUAACAGCAGCAGAUAAAAAGAAAAAGAAAAAAAUUUGAAAAACAAGUUUUGCAGACGGACAUGGCUAUAGCGUGUCAGCUAGUCGUGCUGAACAAGAAUAUAUAUUCUCUGUGCUUCAAACAAAUUUAUAAGAAGUAAUUUACAUAUGUAUAUGUGUGUAGAUGCAUGUGUAUAAAAUGCCGGAGCGCAAUGAUAAAAACGACAACAAUUCGCCGGUACAACAAAAGCAACAGCAACAAAAACAACAAGAGCAGCAGCAAGCGGCGCCAUUGUUAAACAAUUAUCGAUAUUUGUUAUCGACAAGCAAUUAAUCAAGCGCUUGACAGAAAACCAAUUCUCGUUCUUUCUACUCCGUGUGUGCGUGUGUGCGUUUGUCUCGUGUGUGCGUUUUUUUUUUGUUCUUGUGCAUUUGUGCGCGCAGCGACGCUGACGCCAAAAAGUGGGUCGAGUUGCGCGCGUAAAUUUGGGUCGCAGCAGCCGCAGUCACCGUCGCUGUCGACGCCGUCGUCGUCGUCGUCGUUGCAGCAGUGCAUUCCAUUCGACUUCCAGUUGAACUACUAGAAAUCUACACAGCACAUAUACAAAUACACCCAGCCCCACCCCCUCACAACAGCAACAACUGCAACUACAGCAAUCCCAACCCCAACCCCAACGAGAUGUCGCUGCAAACGAAGAGGCAGCACUGCUACCUCUGCGAUCUGCCCCGCAUGCCCUGGGCCAUGAUCAAUGACUUCUCGGAGGCCGUGUGCCGCGGCUGCGUCAACUACGAGGGCGCCGACCGCAUCGAGGUGGUGCUGGACGCGGCCAGGCAGAUGAAGCGGCUGCAUCCGAGCAGCAAGCGCGCCCACGAGAACGGCGAAGUCGUCGUCCUGCAGCAGCAGCAGAGUCUGCAGCAGCAGCAGCUGAGUGGCGGGCCACAGCAUCGAGGCGCUCCGAGCACAUCGACAGGUGGCGGGCCAGGCCCGUUGUCGCUGUCACAUCAUCAUGCCGUGGCGGCCGCUUAUCAGAUGCCGCGCAUCGGUCCACCGCCGCCGCCGCCACAGCAGCAGCAGCAACAGAGCAGCGGCGUCAUGGACUUUCCCGUUAAGUUGGAGUCGGCGCCGGAUGUGCGACCGGUGCGCAUCUCCCAUAUGACGCCCCACCAUAUGCCGCCCACAGCCGGUCAGCGUGCCGGACCUGGACCCGGUCCCGUUACACAGCAGCAACAGCCGCCCGUUGGCAGCGGCGUCAGCGCCUCAGCUCUGCUGCCCGCCCUCUCCGUCAACUUGAAGCGUCCGCCCUCCGAGGACGUCGACAUUGAGUCACAGCAGCAGCAAUCGCACGGGCCACCGCACGUUGGCGUCGGCGUCGGCGUCAGCGUUGCCGAUCUCGCUGCCGGCAGCAGCAGCGUCGGCGUCGGCCCCUCCAGCGUCAAGCGCAGCGCCCUCGAUGAUCCCAACGGCGUGCGGCCGCCCUUGACACGGGGCGAAUCGCUGCCCGCGGUCAGCUACGUGCCCGAGCGGCAGCUCAACUUGCGCGACAAGCAGCAGCCGGUGCGGGCGCCCAGCUUCGAUGCGUCGACCUUCAAGGCAGCCGAACACUUGUCUCCAGCCAGCCGUCGCAAUGGAUCGAGCCCACCAUCGGGGCCGAUGCCUCCGCGCAGUGUUCACUCGCCGAAUAGCUCGGGCUCUUCGUCGGGUCGCCGCUCGUCGGGCUCUCGCCAUGUAUCCAGCACAACGGUCACAAGCAGCGAAGUUGGCGGCUCGAAUUCAGUGCAGGCGGCCGCCGUUGCUGCUGGCUUGGGCGCUGGCAGCGGAGCUGGCGGCGUCGCCGGCUCGCUAGGCGGACCGGGCGGCCCGAGCAACUCACAGCUGAGCAGUUGCAGCAGCGCUGGCGCCGGCGGCGGUGGCGGCUCUGCGUCUGGCAAUGGCAACGCUGGACCCUCAUCGCUGCCACCUAAUCCGAACGCCGUUGCUGGCGAUGGCAGCGGCGGCAGCGGCGGUGGCGCCAUCGGACCGAGUGGCAGCAAUGGCAGCGGCGCCGUCAACGCCGGGCCGGGCAGUAGUGGCAGUCAGGGUGCGCCCGGCAUGAGCAGCAGCAGCAGCAGCAGCGGCGGCGGUAGCAGUGGCGGCAGCGCGGCUGGCAUUAGCGGUGCGCCUGGCAGCAGCGCAGCGCCAAAUUCAGCGGCUGCAGCAGCAGCGGCCGCAGCCCAGAAUGCGACGCUGAAGUGCACGCUCUGUCAGGAGCGACUCGAGGAUACGCACUUCGUCCAAUGCCCAUCGGUGAACAUCCACAAGUUCUGCUUUCCCUGCAGUCGUGAGAGCAUUAAGCGACAGAAUGGUCUGGGCAAUGAGGUGUAUUGCCCAAGUGGGGAACGAUGUCCGCUGGCCAAUUCCACCAUACCGUGGGCCUUCAUGCAGGGCGAAAUCACCACAAUAUUAGGCGAGGAGGUGAAGGUUAAAAAGGAGCGAGAAUCUUAAUGUCCAUUUUAUUGCAAAAAGCUGCGCAGAGCUUUGGAGCACUUUUGAGCCAGCCAGUGAACAGCGAACAGCGAACAGGGAACAGAAAGAGAGUGAGAGAGAGAGGAAGUUUAAUAUUGUUCGGCGAUCACCGGCUGCACACACACGCAACUCUCUUGACUCUGUCUCGCUCGCUCUCUAACAACAAUGCAUAUGUCUGUCUGUCGCCGACGGCAGCCGAAUGCCAAUUUUUACAUUGAGCGAGACAACAAAAGGAAGAAAACACAAAUUUUUUUUUCUGCGGCGGUCGCGACGCCGGCGUCGCAGCUACAACGGGCGAGCGCGCUCUGUCCAUGACGACCAACAACAACAACAACAACAUUUUUGUAGGCAUAAGCAACAAACGAAACAAAAACAAAAACAAAUGCAAUUUGUUUGAAAAAGAAAAAAAUAUUUGUACUUUUAAAGCAAACGAAAAAAGUAAACAAAACACCAAAACAAUUUGAAGAAGAGAGCGCAAAUGCAAGAUGGCAGACAUUUUGUAGCGCAAGCAAAGGAUUCUUUUUAGCCAAGUGAGGGAGAGAGAGAGAGAGAGAAAGAGAAGAAGAAGAAGGUGCAGCAAAGAGUAAAAUGAAUUAA